Molecule: messenger RNA, 2727 nt
Organism: Enterobius vermicularis (human pinworm)
Lineage: Eukaryota; Metazoa; Nematoda; Chromadorea; Rhabditida; Oxyuridae
Source: the annotation of a GenBank genome assembly
AUGCGAAUUGCAAUUAUCGGACAAUCGCUUUUUGGUGCUGAAGUACUGAAAGCAUUGCUUGAUAAAGGCUAUACGAUUGCUGUCGUGUUUACGGUGCCUGACAGAAACGGUCGUGAAGAUAUCUUAGCAUUAGAAGCAAAAAAAUUUGGUAUCCCAGUGAUUAAACAACUGAAAUGGCGACAAAAAGAUGCGGCUGGAAAAUUUCAUAUAAUACCAAAAGUUUUUGAAGAAUAUUCAAAAUUUAAAGUUGAAUUAAAUGUUCUACCGUUCUGUACACAGUUUAUUCCACAUGAAGUAAUUGAAUUUCCGGUUUACAAAUCAAUCAUCUAUCAUCCAUCGCUGCUUCCUGCUCAUCGCGGUGCAUCGGCUAUUAAUUGGACAUUGAUUUGUGGCGAUAAAUUAGCCGGUUUUUCUGUAUUUUGGGCAGACGAUGGUCUCGAUACUGGACCAAUUCUUUUGCAAAAAUCUUGUCAAGUUGAGGAAAACGACACGCAAACGACACUUUAUGACCGAUUCUUGUAUCCAGAGGGUAUUAAAGGAAUGGUAGAAGCUGUCAGUCUGAUAGCUGCCAAUAAAGCUCCUAGAAUAAUUCAGUCAGAAGAAGGAGCCAGUUAUGAUCCACAUAUUGCUGCAAAGCCCGACUUAGCCAAGUUGGAUUGGAAUAAAUCCCAAUGGGAAAUGCACAAUUUUAUUCGUGGAAACGAUAAAGUUCCGGGAGCGUGGAUUAUGGUGAAUGAUGAAAAAAUUUGUUUGUUCUCUUCAUCGCGAUACACUAUGUCAAAAGCACCGUCUAAUGCUCGGGAAAUUGAAGUAAAAGACGCUACCGGUGGCAAAAUUUUUGUUAUCUCUGAUGGUUUACUGCUGCCAGCAAGUGAUCGAAAAUUUGUACUGGUCAAAACUAUAAAGUUGCCAAAUGGACGAACAAUUGCUGCUGAAAAGUUUGGUUGUGAGGAGGAAGAAGAAGAAGUACUGGAGUUGAGUGCAGCUGAAAAGAAAAUCGAAAGUAAUCUCAGAGAUAUUUGGAAAGAAAUACUUGGCAUCGAAAUUGAAGAUGGAACAGAUUUCUUUGCUAAUGGUGGCACAAGUCAGGAUGUUACUCGGCUUAUUGAAGACACUCGUUUUAGGACAACUGCAUUACUGGAUAAUGCACAGGUGUAUAUGUCUUCGUCAUUUCGGCUGUAUGUUAAUGCUGUUGUCAACAAGUUACGAGGCGUUGGUACCGUUGAAGUUAAGUACGACAAGGUUGUGGUUUCUGUCAAUGGAAUAGAGCUUUGUUUCCCACAUCAAAUGUAUAUCAAUGGGAAAUUUGUAGACAGUCGUUCCGGAAGGCUGUAUGAUACAAUAAAUCCAACUACAGAGAAGUCAAUUUGCAAGAUACCUAAAGCUGACAAAAAAGAUGUUGAUGAUGCCGUAAUAGCAGCUCAAAAAGCGUUUGAGGAAGGUGAGUGGAGUAAAAUUUCAGCUCGAGAACGUGGUAAACUUUUGUACAAACUAGCUGAUCUUAUGGAGGAACACGCAGAGGAAUUGGCGACACUAGAAGCUUUAGACAGUGGUGCUGUCUAUACUUUAGCGUUGAAAACUCAUGUCGGUAUGAGCAUUGAUGUUUGGAGAUAUUUUGCUGGUUGGGCAGAUAAAAUUGAGGGUAACACGAUUCCGAUAUCCAAUGCGCGGCCGAACUACAACCUAUGCCUUACUGUUAAAGAAGCUAUUGGAGUGUGCGGUUUGAUCAUUCCAUGGAACUAUCCGCUGAUGAUGUUGUCAUGGAAAAUGUCGGCUUGUUUAGCAGCUGGUAAUACAGUGGUGAUAAAGCCGGCACAAGUAACUCCUUUAACAGCUUUAAAGUUUGCUGAGCUCUCAGCAAAAGCUGGAAUUCCACCAGGUGUAAUUAACGUUAUAACAGGUUCGGGUUCAGAAAUUGGUCAAGCCUUAUGUGAUCAUCCAGUAGUUAGAAAAAUUGGGUUUACUGGUUCAACGGAAGUUGGUGCUCAAAUUAUGAGUAGCUGCGCUUGUUCGAAUAUUAAAAAAGUUGCUCUCGAGCUUGGUGGAAAAUCGCCACUGAUCAUCUUUGAUGAUGCAGAUAUAGAUCGAGCAGUUAGGCAAACAUGUAAUGCUGUUUACUUCAACAAGGGGGAAAACUGCAUCGCUGCUGGUCGAAUAUUUCUUGCGGAUACCAUAUACGAUGCGUUUAUUAAGAGAUUAGUUGAAGAAACAAAACGGCUUGUAAUCGGAGAUCCGUUUGAUAGAUCGACGUCACAUGGACCACAAAAUCAUAAAGCUCACUUAGACAAGCUGCUCGAAUAUGUGGACAAUGCCGUUGCAGAGGGUGCUAAAGUGGCUUAUGGAGGAAAACGCGUCAAACGUGAAGGAUUAUUUUUUGAACCAACAAUUCUGAUUGAUGUACUCGACGAUAACCCUGCUGCCAUCGAAGAGUCUUUUGGUCCAGUUAUGGUUAUUAGUAAAUUUGCCAAUAGUGACAUCGAUGGCGUUAUCAAACGAGCAAAUGCUACUGAAUAUGGUUUAGCGGCUGGUGUUUUUUCAAGAGAUGUUUCUAAGGUACUUUAUGUGUCACGGAAACUUCGGGCCGGUACAGUUUUUAUCAACACGUAUCAAAAAACUGAUGUAGCUGCACCGUUCGGCGGAUACAAACAGUCUGGUUUCGGAAAAGAUCUUGGUGCUGAAGCUUUGAACGAAUUUUUGUUGACCAAAACGAUAACGUUUGAGUAUUGA